AUGACUGCCUCCCUGCUGCUGGGUGGUGCGAUACUAUUGGCAAUCACUGUUUCCGGUGCCCUCCUUUCUUGCUUUUCAUCGCCUCGCAAAGGCGUUGGCGGCAUUCCCACGAUACCCUUCUGGGUGGCACUGAUGCCCUUGGUCAAGGACGUCGAUCAGCAGGACAUCUUCGCCACGUACAUUGAGAAACCACUGCGCAAGCACGGUGCGGCCUCGAUAUUUUUUGCGGGCCAAUGGAACGUGUUGAUUCACAAGCCGGCCUAUCUAGCUGAAGUUUUCAGACGCGAGGACAUACACCAGAAGAGUGGAAACUACAGCAAGAUUCCUCAUAGUGUCUUGGCAGCUCUGCUCGGGGAUAACAUCAUAUGGAGUCGCGGAGAAACCUGGAAGAAGUAUACGCGGGUUAUCAAACCUGGGCUGCAAGCCAGUCCCAACCCGGAUGUGCUGCUUCGAAAUGCCAGACAGUUGAGUACCAUUCUCGUCGAGUCGCAGGCUCUGCCAACAGACGGCAUUCAGGGAAGUAUCCAGAGGCACACUAUUGCCUGUUUCGAAAACACGUAUUUUAAUGUCGAUCUAAAUCAGGACACGAGCGAGAAGGCUCGCAUCCGACUUCACCAAUUAACUACUCUUGACGCUGGAGCAUGGAGCGAAAGGGGACACGACGUCUUACAACCAUCAGCAGAACAAGCUGUGCACACGGCUCCUCUCCGCCCGAGACUCUGGACAACUGACAGAGAAGCAAUUCCGAGACAACCUUGCCGUCUUAUUCGUGGCUGGCCAAGAAAACCCCCAGUUGGCCAUCCUAUCAACAAUGUAUUUGCUGGCCAAGCACCAGGACAUACAAGACCGACUCUUCGACGAUCUCAACCAGCAGCCUCAAAAUCCACCGGACGCAGAAUACCUAGACAGCCUGCCCCUACUAACGUCCAUCAUAUACGAGAGCCUGCGGCUGUUCCCCCCCAUCGGGCAGCUCAUCAACCGCCGCGUAGCCUCGCCGUCCAUCUAGGCGACGCCAUCUUCCUCCCCGAGGGCACGUACGUCGGCUACAACUGCUACUCGACCAACCGCGACCCCGACGCCUGGGGCCAAGACGCAGACGCCUUUCGGCCAAGUCGCUGGGGGUGCUCGCGGCGCGAUAUACACAGGGAGUACAGGCGGCGGAGGACGCGUGCCGAGUUCAUCACUUUUCACGGCGGGCAGCGCGCAUGUCUGGGGGAGCCGUUUGCCGUGCUGCAGCUCAAGGCGACUCUGUACACGCUCAUGACGAGUCUCCGCUGGCGACUUGACCCAACGUGGCUGGAUAGAAUGACUCCCGUAAGCAAGACAGGAUGGCUUUGA
This is a messenger RNA of Metarhizium brunneum ARSEF 3297, 1338 nucleotides long. The record is from RefSeq and is a predicted model, not a curated record. NCBI's taxonomy places the organism in Eukaryota, Fungi, Ascomycota, Sordariomycetes, Hypocreales, Clavicipitaceae.